AUGUUCGACUUGAGUCGUACUGAGACCACUCAGUUCAACUCAAUUUUGGUAUCACUUUCCGGCUUUGUAGGAUUCGCUUUCCUCUUGACAUAUGUAUGGACAAAAAUAGGGAAACGGAUAGACAAUCGCAUCGGAGCGAUCAUCGGUGUUAUGAUAUGCGUUGGAUUUCUAUUCACCACCUACUCAUGGUGGUUCUACAGCGAAAACAUUGAACAUGACGGAUGCCAUUCACCAUGGUGUGCUACUACUCCAAAAAUACCUUGGGAACUCUAUGCUGCCUCGUACGUGAUCGUAUUUGGUGUUGGAUUCGCUAUGAUGAACGUGCAUUUAGCCUCGAUGUAUUCAGGGGUAUGUUUCUCUAUUCAUUCGAUUCAUCGUUUCAUUAGCAUUCCGAAGUUCCAUGGAUCCUCCAACUUCAGCCGUUUGAUUAUAAGGAAACAUGCCCAAUAA
Cooperia oncophora is the source of this 450-nucleotide messenger RNA. Lineage: Eukaryota; Metazoa; Nematoda; Chromadorea; Rhabditida; Trichostrongylidae. The record is from the annotation of a GenBank genome assembly.